This is a messenger RNA of Colletotrichum scovillei, 2326 nucleotides long. RefSeq lists its product as uncharacterized. Bases 905 to 2182 code for a protein of 425 amino acids. Gene Ontology annotation, molecular function: metalloendopeptidase activity. Lineage: Eukaryota; Fungi; Ascomycota; Sordariomycetes; Glomerellales; Glomerellaceae. The record is from RefSeq and is a predicted model, not a curated record. The transcript has 3 exons. Gene Ontology annotation, biological process: proteolysis.
CCUACCUUAAGGUACCUUAGGUAUCUGGAGCUCUUAUCUUAUCGGUACCUUGGUCGUCAUCCGAGAUGGUCGCUUUCGCAUUGUUUGUCAUUGCUUCCAUUGCUUCAACUCUGGCUCUUUACUCCUCGAUCUAUAUACCUUUCGCACCUCGCAAACCUAGAAGUAUGGCAUUCAAGCCACUAGUGACAACUUGAAUACAUAAUUCUUUGGUCUCUCCAGGUAAAGACACAUUCUCUACCCCGCGGCUUACGCAGAAAAGCCCAUGAUGGAUUCGUGAUGGAGAAGUGGGUUAUCCGAUGAGAAGAGGGGUACCAAUAGGUCACGAAUACCGGCCCAAUUGGGACAGCUCUGGCCCCCCGUCACGCAAUCACAUUGGCCUUCGGACGACAGCUGUAUCGCCAUGUCUUGGCUUUCUCUGUUCUGAUAGGACCAGGCAACGCUGCCAGCGAUAAGACAACAAGUCCCAGAAAGGUUGCAUUGCAUGGCUGCCUCUUCAAGGCUGAGCAACAACACCAACUGGCGCAUACAGACAGACAACUGGAUCCAAUCCCCAAACUUGGAAACCUGUACUUGCCUCAUUCCCAGCCCGCGUGUUCAGCAAGUCUCAAAGUGAUACACGGCAGGCAACAGAAAGGCAGGCAGACGCCAGGUCACCUUUCCUCACCUUCACCCCCCCCUCGACUCCUCACCGAGCUAUUGCCCAUAAGAGGCCAUCCCCCCGACGUCCUCAAUACCAUCUUCUCUUCUUCUUACAUCCUCUCUCUCAACCUUCAACAUCCCACACUUCUCUUGACAUCCUCUAAACUUCAACAACUUCGCAGCCUCUACCAGAGUCUUUUCGCCAAGACAUUCACUGAAUAUCCUGUCUUCCCAUACCAACUCUGAUACUACCUAGUCAUUCAUCAUGGCCGAUCACGUGUGCUACGUCGUGCCUCCCCACCUGCUCAAGGCCAUCGCCGACGCCGAGUGCAAUAGCGAGCAUACGCGUCAUGCCGCGAGACAGGCUUUGAGCCUCCGCGAGCAGUUCACCACCCGUCGUGCCGAGCGCCUCGCCAUCCUCGGUGGUCCUCGCGCCCAGCGUCACCAGCUCUCCUCCCACUCCCGCCCUUCCAUCGUCCCUGAUAUCUUGCUCCAGCACAUUGCCGAUUCAACGGAUGUCGACGAUGACACCAGAGCCUGUGCCAAGAGGGAUCUUGACCACAUAAGAGGUGUUCAGCAAAAGGUUCAACAGGUCCAGCAGGGCGAAGUCGAGGGUCCACAGGACCAGGUCACCCUCGCUGCCACUGCCGGUAAGAAGGACGACAAGUUCUACCGGGCCAUCUAUGACGCCAAGAACACCGAGAACGAGAGCAAGUUGCCUGGUGAUGUGGUUCGUGUGGAGGGCCAAAAGGCUGUCGACGACAAGGCAGUCAAUGACGCGUUUGACAAUGUUGGCGAGGUGCUGAAGAUGUACAAGGAGAAGUUCAACUGGAUUUCCAUCGACAACAAGAACAUGCAUGUCAUCAGUUCCGUCCACUUCGGUCAGAAGUACGAGAACGCAUUCUGGGAUCCAGAGCGUAUGCAGAUGGUGUUCGGAGACGGCGGAGAGUUCCUGAGUAACUUCACUGGAACCAUCGACGUCAUCGGCCACGAACUCACCCACGCUGUGACUGAGCACACCAGUCCCCUCGACUAUCAGGGAAUGAGCGGGGCUCUCAACGAGCACGUUUCCGAUGUUUUCGGCAUCAUCGUGAAGCAGAUUGUCGAAAAGGAGGAUGCCGAGAGUGCCGACUGGCUCAUUGGCGAAGGCUGCAUCAUGCCCGGUGUCAAGGGCGUUGCUCUCCGGAGCAUGAAGGAACCUGGCACUGCCUACGACGACCCGCGAUUCGGAAAGGAUCCUCAACCAGCUCAUUUCAAGGACUACGUUCCGACCUUCGAGGACAACGGCGGUGUGCACAUCUACUCGGGCAUCCCGAACAAGGCUUUCUAUCUUGCGGCGAAGGGCUUUGGCGGUUUCUCGUACGAGAAGGCUGGUCCCAUCUGGUGGAAGACCAUGAACUCGGGCCGUGUUCCUCCCAAGUGCACAUUCAUCCAGUUUGCCGAUGUGACGACGGAGAUCGCGGAGGAAUUGUAUGGAGAUGAGGCAGGCAAGAUCGUGAGGGAUGCCUGGAACGAGGUCGGCGUGACCAGAAAGGGCAAUUAGGAACCGAAGCUGCCACCUGGCUGCAAGCCCAUGUAAUGCGGUGUUGGGGACAGUUCUUCCAGUCUUUCCAAUGAGUAACCCACGAGUAUGUCUACGUAGGAACAGAGUUACCUAGAAACCUAUCAGAAUCGAUUUCUCGCUCUG